This is a messenger RNA of Hibiscus syriacus, 2441 nucleotides long. Its product is annotated as phospholipase A1 PLIP2, chloroplastic-like. NCBI's taxonomy places the organism in Eukaryota, Viridiplantae, Streptophyta, Magnoliopsida, Malvales, Malvaceae. The transcript has 5 exons. Gene Ontology annotation, biological process: lipid metabolic process. Bases 56 to 2251 code for a protein of 731 amino acids. Gene Ontology annotation, molecular function: glycerophospholipid phospholipase A1 activity. The record is from RefSeq and is a predicted model, not a curated record.
GAAGCUAAAAAAAGAAGCCUCGACGAGCAAAUUGUUAAUCCAGAGGAACCGAAAAAUGGAUGGGCUUUGUUUGAAAACGGGGAUUCAUGGGAUGCCACCUGCGAUCUCCGUCAUUGGGCCAUUGAAAAACAGGACCAACGCCUCGCAAGUGAGUGCGGUGGCGCGAUCUUUUGUGGAUAAUAAUAAAUCGACAGCGCUUUCCAGGUUGUCGUGCCGUUGCCGUUUGAAAUCUUUGUGGCCCGGAGCUGGAAAUGACACGAGGCACAACGGGAUGGCUGUUGACGAUACGGUUUUGUUGGUGGGUGAUAACGGAGAGGAGGAAAAAGUAAACGCGGGGAACGGGAAUGUCGGGGAAAUGAACGGGACGUCGGAAGGGCAAAAUGGGAAUUGGGUCAUGAAGAUUUUGGACGUGAAGGCGUUGUGGAGAGAAAACGACGAAGAAGGGAAAAAGAGCGUUGGUAAAGAAGGGGAAUCUGAAGAAGAAAACAACGAAAACGGAGACGUUAAUGAGGAUGAAGAAAUCUGUGAAUUUUGCUGUGUUUGUGACGAUGACGAUGAUGAUGAAAAUGAAAUGAAGAAAAUUGAAAUGGAUAAACAUUCGUUUUCCAAGAUGCUAAAAAGGGUGUCGUUAGCUGACGCUAAGUUGUACGCUCAAAUGUCAUACCUUGGAUGCUUGGCUUAUAUGAUUCCCAAGAUUAAGCCUGAAAGUCUCCUAAGAGUUCAUGGUUUGCGUUUGGUAACUUCAUCAAUAGAGAAGAGAGAAUCGGCAAUGAAAGUCGAGAAAAAUCAUGAACAAAUCGUUGUGUCCUCUGAAAAUCAAGAGGAACAAAGGAAUAAAAAGGGUGAUGCAGCAGGCCAUGAACAGAAAAAUAUUGGGCACCGGAUUAGUGCCUCUGCUGCAUAUCAGAUAGCUGCCUCGGCUGCUUCUUAUUUGCAGUCGCAUACAAGGACCAUACUUCCAUUCAAAUCGUCGAAUCCUGAAAGCAUUAAGGGGUUGUCUCAAGAUGGUUCCGAUAUGAUAAACUCUGAUGUGGCCUCUUUAAUGGCAACAACGGACUCCGUGACUGCUGUGGUUGCUGCUAAGGAAGAAGUGAAGCAGGCUGUUGCGGAUGAUUUGAACUCGACACAUUCAUUGCCUUGUGAGUGGUUUAUAUGUGAUGAUGAUCAGAGUACUACAAGAUUAUUUGUGAUUCAGGGAUCUGGGUCAUUGGCAUCUUGGCAGGCCAAUCUACUUUUUGAGCCUAUUCAAUUUGAGGGACUGGAUGUUCUUGUGCAUCGAGGUAUAUAUGAGGCUUCUAAAGGUAUUUAUGAGCAGAUGCUGCCUGAAGUCCGUUCCCACUUAAAAUGUUAUGGCAAUCGUGCAACUUUCCGCUUCACCGGGCACUCUCUCGGUGGCAGCUUGUCACUAUUGGUAAGCCUCAUGUUGCUGAUAAGAGGCGAAGUGCCAGCUUCUUCUUUACUUCCGAUUAUAAUGUUUGGAUCUCCAAGCAUCAUGUGUGGGGGUGACCGUCUUUUUCGCCAACUCGGGUUACCACAAAGUCAUGUUCAAGCAAUUACGAUGCACAGAGACAUUGUUCCCCGAGCCUUCUCUUGCGAUUUUCCUGACCAUGUUGCGGAGCUUUUAAAGGCUAUUAAUGGAAAACUUCGCCACCAUCCUUGUCUCAAUAAUCAAAAGAUAUUGUAUGCACCAAUGGGGCAACUUCUGAUUUUACAACCAGAUGAGAAAUUCUCUCCACAUCAUCAUCUCCUUCCUUCAGGAACCGGUCUAUAUUUCCUAAGCUGUCCAUUGUCAAAUAAAGAUGAUGAAGAGAAGCUGUUCCGGGCAGCACUGAGAAUUUUCUUCAACUCACCACAUCCGCUAGACAUCUUAAGUGAUCGUAGUGCAUAUGGUUCCGAAGGAACAAUCCUAAGAGAUCAUGACAUGAAAUCUUACUUGAAAUCUAUUCGAAAUGUGAUCCGUCAAGAGCAAAACCGCAUCAGGAAAAAAAAAAGAGAGCAACGUCGCAAGGACGGGUGGUCCGUUGUGUUUCCUAGCAGCAUUAAUUCAAGUAUCAUUCUCGAGGGGGCCAUGGUAACAAUCGGUUCUGGCCAAGAACUAUUCAACCUGGCCAGCGUUUUACAAUCCGGGAGAGCAUCGUUGAAACGGUUCGGUAAGCUCGUCGCAUCAGGCCACAUGCAUUUGCUAGUGAUCCUUUUGUUCCCAGCCAAGCUGUUACUCUUGGGUGCAUACCAUGUCAUCGGUUUCCGCUGAGCUAUGGUAUAUUUGUUUGAUUGGCCAACAAUUGCUUCUUAGGAGGAAAUAUUAUGCAGGCAAUUGUUUAAUUCAUUGUUGAUUUAGAAAAGGAAAUUUGAACUUAGUUUGUUCAUGCUUGUUCUUUCAUGUUAAUGAUAGCAGAUGAAAAGAAAGCAGAGAGAAUUGUUUAUACGUUGAAUUACGAGAA